AUGCCUCCGACUCGCCCGCAACGCUCCAACUCGGCAAGACAAUCCACGAAUCGCCAUCGAUCAACCCUGUCCCUCACCAAGACCGAGGUCACCAUUCAUGUCUAUGACCUGCUGCCGCCCGGGAGGUUAUCCACCGUCCUGUGGUCCGUAGGCGCAUCCCUCCUGCACUCGGGCGUCGUCAUCAACGGCCGCGAAUACGCCUACGGCGGCCACGACCGCCGCGGCAUGACCGGCGUCUACUGGACGAGCCCCAAGACCGAGCCCCCCGGCGGCACCUUCAAGUGCGAGAUCCUGCACGGCUUCACCUUUAUGACCGAGGAGGAGAUUGAGAAGAUCCUCGACGACGUGUCCAAGGAGUUCCAGGGCACCUCGUACAACCUCCUCACGCGCAACUGCAACCACUUCACGUCGGAGCUCUGCCUGAAGCUGACGGGGCAGAGCGGGCCGGGCUGGCUCAAUCGCGCGGCCAGCAUUGGCGUUGCGCUGCCCUGUGUCGUGCCGAGGGAGUGGAUCGACCCGCCCGAGUACGACAUGGUCGACGGCGAGCUCCUGGACGAGGACGACGAUGAGGAUGACGGGACCCACGAAGGGUCUCGUAUGCUCAAGCAGUCUCCGCCCAGGUUCCACGGCGAACCACGCCCCCAGGAGGAACAAGAGUCGGGAUGGGGGAGCGAAGACGACAGACGGCACGGAGGCAGCGGCAAGGGGAAGCAAGUCGAACGAGAUCAAGCCGGCCGGACAUUGCCGGCAUCAGAGAGGGCGCCGAGGCCAUAA
Messenger RNA from Verticillium dahliae VdLs.17, 774 nucleotides. RefSeq names its product hag1. The coding region runs from base 1 to 774 and encodes 257 amino acids. Gene Ontology annotation, biological process: protein deubiquitination. The transcript has 2 exons. Lineage: Eukaryota; Fungi; Ascomycota; Sordariomycetes; Glomerellales; Plectosphaerellaceae. The record is from RefSeq and is a predicted model, not a curated record. Gene Ontology annotation, molecular function: deubiquitinase activity.